Messenger RNA from Phragmites australis (common reed), 2784 nucleotides. RefSeq lists its product as uncharacterized. Gene Ontology annotation, biological process: Golgi organization. Bases 327 to 2474 code for a protein of 715 amino acids. The transcript has 18 exons. The record is from RefSeq and is a predicted model, not a curated record. Gene Ontology annotation, cellular component: Golgi apparatus. NCBI's taxonomy places the organism in Eukaryota, Viridiplantae, Streptophyta, Magnoliopsida, Poales, Poaceae.
GGCAGCCCCGCAACAACGACACCCCCGCCCAAAGACCAUCCUCGCCCCCUGAUGCCUUCUCCUUCCCCAAGACGCGCGCCUCUGGAGCCAGGGACAAUUUGGUCAUUCCGUAAUCCGAUCAAAACCCACCCAAACCCAACUCCGGUCGCUCCUCCUCCCUCCCUUCCGCCCGAAGUCUCCACGCUCCCUUGCUUCCGCCCGUUUAAAACCGUCGCUUCGUCUCGACUCCACUAGGUCAUUUUCCCUCGCCCAAUCCUCGCUCGCGUCAAAACCUAGUGGGCACGGGAGUCUCCCCCCACGCGCCCGGCGCCUCCGCCUCAGAUCCGAUGGGCGCGGCGCCAUCGACGCCGAGGCUGGGCGCUGCAGGCGCGCCGCCGCCGCCCGGCGCGGCGGAGCAGAUGUUCGCGGCGCUGGUCGGCGAGAAGGCGUACCCGAUCUCCUCCGAGUUCUGGAAGCAGCUCCUCGAGCUGCCCCUCACCCUGCAGUGGCCGCGCGACCGCGUGCUGCAGGCGUGCCACGCGUUCGCCCAGAACAACUUCCAAACAAAUCAUCUCGCAAAGAUUUUGAUCCAUUUGGUUUGGUGCUUGCAAGAGUGCACUUCAACAACUUCGGUAUCUUGUGUUGUAUAUCGGAAGGCUAUCAAUGCUGCAUAUAUAUCAUCCAUAUUUCUCAAAUUCAUCAUUGAAAAUGCGAAAACUGAUAAUUGGCAAGAGCUAUGUCUUGACAUUGACAAGAAUGAGAAGGGGAUGGAAAAUUUUCCUGCAGAACACACCGUGGAGUAUUUUCUGAUGAGAGGUGUGCUGAACUACAUUGGUAGUGUAGAUGUAAGUCCGGAGUCAUGCUACCUACAUCAUGAACUUCUGAACUUGAUGCUAGUUCUUAUGUCGACUCAGUUAUGUUCUGGACCAUCUCCUGAACCAAAAGAUGUGCAUCCUUUCAUUGAUGCAGCUAUGCUUCAGGACAGCUCCAUAGUGGCCUCGGUGGUGCAAACGUUGUUGCUUAAUUUUGUAACACGGCCAAAGAUUCCUCUACAUGGUUCGCACCCUGUUCUCUCUGAUGAUGGUAGGCCUGGUGUUCUGCAGCGAGUUGGCUCAGCAGCUGCAAAUUUUGUCUUACUGCCUUAUUAUACGUUCAACUACCUUGUAAGCUCAACUCCUGAGGGUGCAACAAGUCAAUUGGCAGAUAAAAGUUUACUUGUUCUGCUUAUUAUGAUCCACUACCGGAAGUGCAUUUCAAUAAUUGAUUCCAUUCCGAGCAACAAUAUAUACGCAAUGGAUUCAAAUACCAAGGACAAGGAUGCACCAGCUUUUCAUGAGAACCCUUAUUGCAAGGCUUUAAACAAUGCUAAGGACGUUCAAUAUGAUCGUGCUGAUGUUGAAGGAAAUGCUCAACAUGGACCUGUUGUCAGGUUGUCUUUUGCAGCACUAUUUGAUGCUCUUGGCAUAUGCUUAAAUGAUGAGAGCUCGGUUCUGUUGCUCUAUUCUUUGGUCCAUGGGAACUGUGACUUUCAGGAGUACUUUCUGGUUCGAACAGACUUGGAUACUUUGCUGAUGCCUAUCUUGGAAAUGCUCUACAAUGCAUCAAGGAAGACUUCGAAUCAGAUCUACAUGUUGUUGAUAAUUCUCCUGAUCCUCAGUCAAGAUUCAACCUUUAAUGCUAGUGUGCACAAAUUGGUGAUUCCUGCUGUUCCUUGGUACCAUGAGCGCCUCAUCCAUCAAGCAACUCUGGGAUCUUUGAUGGUUGUAAUAUUGAUCCGGACCAUCAAGUACAACCUCUCCAAGUUGCGGGAUGUCUACCUUCACACAAACUGUCUCGCAAUUCUAGCAAAUAUGGCUCCUCAUGUGCAUAGGCUGAGCGCAUAUGCAUCUCAAAGGCUGGUUAGCCUCUUUGACAUGCUUUCUCGCAAGUAUGCCAAAUUAGCCGAGUUAAAAAAUGACAAGGCUCUCAAAGUUAUAUCUGAUCAGAUGGAAGCAGACAGCAUCGCAGAUGAUACGUCCACAGAGCUUCACAUAUAUACUGACUUCUUAAGAAUUGUUCUGGAAAUCAUCAAUGCAAUCCUUACAUAUGCAUUGCCCAGAAACCCUGAGGUUGUGUAUGCUAUAUUGCAUCGGCAAGAGGUUUUUGAGCCAUUCAAGAACCAUCCACGUUUCAAUGAAUUGCUUGAGAACAUAUAUACAGUAUUGGAUUUCUUCAAUAGUCGAAUGGACAUGCAACAAUUAGAUGGGGAAUGGUCUGUGGAUAAGGUGCUUGAAGUCAUUAACAAAAACUGCCGUUCAUGGCGUGGAGAAGGGAUGAAGAUGUUUACCCAAUUAAGAUUUACAUAUGAGCAAGAAAGUCACCCUGAGGAAUUCUUUAUUCCAUAUGCAUGGCGCCUUGUUCUAUCAUGGGGGUUCUCUUUCAAUCCUGGCGCCAUAAAUUUGUUCCCUGUGGAGAUUCACCUUGAUGAUGCACCGUCUGGUGAACAAAAGGUUUAAGAAUGAUCUGAACCUGAAAUCUGUGAAGAACACAGUUACACAGAGAUCUUUUUGUUUCCUCAUCGCAGCAAAGAGUUUGUUGUAUAUAAGGCGGCAUAAACAAGAUGGUCGAACUGUACUCAUUCUCAUUCUUUUGUGUUAAUAUUUCUGUUGUCACAUAAUGUAAUGCCUGAGCCCUGAGGGAUGGAGGGAUUGCGCAUGGGAUUGGAUUUUGGUUAGUAGAGGGUAGCGGACUAUAUAGGGUAUACAUAAUUCUUUCACAAGUUAUUGUUGUAUUUUACCAUUAAGCUGAAAGGCCUUUCUAGUGUAA